UUUGAGUGCAAUUCAAAUCAUCUAGUCUCUAACUUAAAAUUCGCUGUUUGUACGCUGACUGCUUUUCAAAUAUUUUCUGUUCUCAAGCCUUAUAAAAAUUAUAAGUCUUACCGUGAAUUAGGGAAUACUUAAUACGCUAGCCAUUGGUAACUUAUAUCAUUGCGUCACAAGUAUAGGAUUUCGUUUUUGAACGAUCGACCGUGCCGAGGGCUACCUGUUGUACAAGUUCAGGACAAUUAGCAGAGCUGUAUAGCAUAUAGCACUUUGCAACGUUAGGCAAGAUCAUACCUGGCGCUCUUGCCGGAUGACCUGAUAAUAUCGGCACAUGUGGCGUUGGAUGUGCCAGUGGCGGCGAGGACACGACGAAUAGAAGAGGGAGUGGAGAUUAUCAGCUAUCGCAGUGAUCAUGGCAGCCGAAAGCAAAGCGUCGGCCAAGAUGUCGCCAGAACAGUUAGAAGAAUAUAAACAGGCAUUUAGUGUAUUUGACAAGGAUGGAAGCGGGUCGAUCACCUCGGUCGAGUUGGAGUCGGUGAUGAAGUCACUGGGACAGAAUCCGACCAAAGAAGAGUUAGACGCUAUGGUGCAGGAAGUGGAUGCUGACGGGAAUGACGAAAUUGACUUUGAUGAGUUCUGUGACUUGAUGAUGCGUAAGGCGGCUGAGGGUAGCAAUGACGACGCUGAGCUGAGGGAAGCUUUUCAGAUCUUUGAUACCAAGGAUCAUGGUUACAUCACGCUUAUGGACCUUAAAAAUGUGAUGAUUUCACUUGGCGAGAAGUUAUCGGAUGCUGAGCUGGAGGACAUGAUUAAGGAGGCUGAUGCUAAUAAUGAUGGGAAAAUACAAUUUGAAGAAUUUGUGCGGAUGAUGACUGACAAAUGGUGAUGGACAGGGCUCGCAGCAGACUGUGAUAAAGAUACUUCCUUGGGCCGGGGGGGG
This is a messenger RNA of Lineus longissimus, 934 nucleotides long. Its product is annotated as calmodulin, striated muscle-like. Gene Ontology annotation, molecular function: calcium ion binding; enzyme regulator activity. Bases 407 to 880 code for a protein of 157 amino acids. The record is from RefSeq and is a predicted model, not a curated record. The transcript has 5 exons. Lineage: Eukaryota; Metazoa; Nemertea; Pilidiophora; Heteronemertea; Lineidae.